AUGGAACUGGGUAGUAAAACAAAGUCUGAGGAGAUAGUUAGGUCACACGAGUUUGCCACCAUCGAAUACCAUGAUGAGAAGACGGAUCUGCAACUCUGUGAGCAAUCAGCCCAUUACCUAUCAGACACAGACGCUGAGAGCUGUGCCAUAGGGGUGGAGGAGACUGAGAAAUUACUGAAGGCGAACGCUGAGAGAGGAGACAAACAAGCUUUGUUUCUUUUGGGACAGUUGUAUUAUGAAGAGGGUCGCUAUGUGGAAGCAGAGACAGUCUUUAAUGGCAUUAAGGAUGAAGAUCCACGUGCUCUGUACCAGCUGGCUGUGAUGUGUUACGAUGGCCUUGGAACCACUGCAGACCAUGUUAAAGCAGUGGAGUACAUGAGAAGAGUCGCUUGGUGGCACUCCUCAGAUGUUGGCUCCAUCAGAUACACUGCCCUGUACAACAUUGGCCGAGCCUACAUGGAGGGCUACGGAGUGCAGGCGUCUGACUCAGAGGCCGAGAGACACUUUCUUCUGGCUGCUGAUGGGGGUAACCCUCAUGCCUGUGUGAAAGCCCAAACCUGUCUUGGCAUGUUCUACUCAAGGCCUGACACACUUGAUCUCAAAAAGGCAUUUUACUGGCACACAGAAGCGUGUGGGAACGGCAGUCUGGAGUCUCAGGGAGUGCUGGGGAUAAUGUACUUGUAUGGGAUCGGAGUACAGAAGGAUCCACGGGCCGCUCUGCAGUGUCUGAGGGAAGCAGCGGAAAGGGGCAACGUUUAUGCCCAGGGUCACCUGGUAGCGUACUACUACCACUGGAAGUUCUACUCCAAAGCAGCCACUCUAGCUGAAAGGAUCUCCAAGUAUGAGGACAUUGGUGCCAUAGCAAGGCGGACAGACUGUUUACCAGAAUACAUCUCUAAAGGAAUCGCCACUGCUCUGUUUUACCACGGCCGCUGCCUGCAGCUGGGGCGGGGAGUGGAGCAGAACGAUGUCAGUGCCAAAGAGUGUUUUAUUAAGGCAGCCCAGCUGAAUCCAGAGGUCUGUAAGGACCUCCAGAUGGACGUAAUCUACGGCAGAAUAUAG
Molecule: messenger RNA, 1062 nt
Organism: Chanos chanos (milkfish)
Lineage: Eukaryota; Metazoa; Chordata; Actinopteri; Gonorynchiformes; Chanidae
Gene: lrp2bp
Product: LRP2 binding protein
Exons: 8
Coding region: 1-1062 (353 amino acids)
Molecular function (GO): protein binding
Source: RefSeq, a predicted model, not a curated record